Messenger RNA from Athalia rosae (coleseed sawfly), 1722 nucleotides. It is a transcript of the gene Uros1, whose product is annotated as uroporphyrinogen-III synthase. Lineage: Eukaryota; Metazoa; Arthropoda; Insecta; Hymenoptera; Athaliidae. The record is from RefSeq and is a predicted model, not a curated record. Gene Ontology annotation, molecular function: uroporphyrinogen-III synthase activity. The transcript has 4 exons. The coding region runs from base 499 to 1380 and encodes 293 amino acids. Gene Ontology annotation, biological process: uroporphyrinogen III biosynthetic process.
UAAUAAAAUGAAGUGCAUUGUUGACACUGAAUAUGAGUUUCGACUCGAAACAUUCGUAUGAAAAAUAAAGUAAUCCCUCUACAUAAAUAAAAAAAUUUUGUACCAAAAACGAAUGCAAGGGAAGAGAUUUUUAAUAUUCAGAUUAUGAUAACAAUCCAGGUCCAUCGUUGAGUCUUAUACGUGUAUGAUAUGUUAUAUAAUAUUAUUUCUUGUAUAUUGUAUAGUAUUAAAUAUAUCAUAGAGUUCAAAAGGGGCUCAAAACAUCGGUAUCAAUUAUCACUUCUGCUCUAUCAGUGAAUGUUUUUAUGCAACAUAGUCCUCAUACAUUAAACAAGUGCGUCCGACUCUAACUACACUGUCUCUCUCACGUUACAGUAUAUUAGUUCAGUCGUGUUCAAUGCUGCUAUCAGAGUCAGCAAUGAACGGCGACUCGCGACGAGAUGCACCUGAUCGAUAUCCAACUAGUGAUUGGAUCAAAAAUUAAUUGGAAGAGAAGUCAUGAUCCAGUUCCAGACGAGUCAUGAUGAACAUAUGAGACAUCAAAAUAGUGAGAUGUCAGUAAUUCAGGGGAAGGUUUUGCUUUGCAAAGCGAAAGUGCAAGGUGAAUCAGAAGAUGGUGAAAAGGGCUAUGCAAAAGUCCUUGAGUCAGCAGGUUUCACUUGUGACCAUCUAUCAAUUCUUAGAUUCGAAUUUGUCAACUUGGAUGACUUACAAUCGUUGCUUCUUGCACCAGAUUUGUACUCAGGAUUGAUUCUAACCAGUCCUCGCAGUGCAGAAGCUGUGCAAUUAGCUCUUGGGCAACAAAACAGAAAAAUUGAAUUCAUAUUCAAUGAAAAAUGGUCGCAGUUACCGAUCUACUGUGUUGGAGCAGCUACAGAACGAAUAACCAGAGAAUUAUUAAACGUGCAGAACUGCCGAGGAUCUGAAACAGGUAAUGCAAAAGAUCUUGCUUUGUUGAUUGUGCAAGAUGCGAAGUCAGGAACAAGUACUGCCAAUGCAAAACCUCUCUUGUAUCCGUGUAGCAUCAUCGCACGAGAUACCAUAGCCGUCACCCUGGAGGCUGCUGGUAUUGCACUGUCCAAAUUACCUGUCUAUCAAACUCUACCCAGUGAAACAUUGGCGACAGAUUUAAAUGAGCUUUUGUUCAGCUCUCCACCGGAGUAUCUGGUGUUAUUUAGUCCUUCUGCUGUGAAGCAUAUUAUGAACGUGGUUGAUCAAAAUAAGCAGAAGGCGUUAAUGGGGCUAAUAAAACUUGUAGCUAUUGGCCCUGUGACAGAACAAGCAAUUCUGAAUGCUGGUCUACAAGUUUAUACAACAUCUAAACAACCUGAGCCUGUGGCAUUGGCAAAUGCACUCAAGGAAAAGUUAUUACUGCUGUAGCUGAUACUAUGAUUUGAGAGAAUUUAUUACUAGAGUUUCUAACAAUAACCACGAAAAGGAUGUGUGAUAUUGCAAGGCUAAGAAAAUUCAUCUGCACUGGUGUAGAAUCUCUGACCGCCUUCUUCACUAGGCCAAAACUGGUAUAGUGUAGCACUCUUUGUCCUUUUUUUUCGUUCGACGAGGAAGAAAACAAUAAAACCAAACUCAGUGUACACUCAGGGUACACUUUAUAUAAAUAUAAAUGGACUGUACAGUGGUUCUUGCCAUUGGUAUUGGAUAAUGUUGCUUCAUGACCAAAUUAAUGUACAGUGUAUAAAUAAAUAUAAAUCUGUUAUGUUGCAA